GGCUUGGAUCCACAGUGUGAGAAGUGUGACCCGUCCUGUCUGGACUGUAAGGGUCCUGGUCAGUGGAACUGCACUGUGUGCCCAGCCAGCCAGCUCCUAGCUGACGACGGCCGCUGUCUGUCCUGUUGCGGCAACGAGACCAGACACGACGGCAGCCCCCUCCCCCGAGAGUGUUGUGACUGCCGGGCAUCACAAUUGGAGUGCGUCUUUGGGGUGAACUUUGUGUUCCUGGGCAUCGAGGAGCUGCCAGAGGGACAUCUCAAGGUCUUCAUCCUGGCCAUCGUGCUCCUGGUGUCAGCCCUGGGUGCAGCUGUUUUCCUGUUCCUCCACUUGCGCUCCAAAGCGGGUGCUGGUUUACCCCAGACGAAGGCCAAUGGCUACAAGAAGCUGGGCGCCAAUGGGGGCUGGGCUGGGUCAGACUUAGACCCCGCUUCCUCCAUUGGCGACUACAGUGACCGCAUCGUUGAGGAUGACGAGGAGGAAGAAGAUGACGAUGAUGAAGAUAUUGUGUAUAUGGGUCCGGAUGGUACAGUGUAUCGGAAGUUUAAGUAUGGACUCCUGGAGGAAGACGAGGACAUUGAGAUGGAUUAUGACGACGAGAGCUAUUCCUUCAGAUAAGAGGAAUGUAAACACAACCAGAAACCCUCAGGCGUGCCCACUACUUUUAUACAAUAUUUAUUACCUUCUGUAGUAGUGACGUAUCCCAAGAUGUUUACACACAAACACCUCUAAAAUGUUUCCUGACCUCGAUAGUGCAGAUCUAAAUAUUUGGCACAGUAGUAGGGCUUAAUAUGAGGGUCUUCGAGGGAAUUUCUUAAAUAGUGCAUUGUAUUUUAGACUUGCAGGUUGGUUUGACAUUUUUGAGUUUUUAUUUGGACUUCUAAGGGUUAGUUUGUCAUUUUAGUUCACUAUUGAAGUCCAAGCACUUUGUAAUCAAUAUUGCGAGACGAAUGAGACAGAGGCUGAUCGCAUCACUGAGAGAUUCAUCCAGUUUCACUCAUGCACUGCUAAAGGGACAGUAAGAUAGAGGUGAAAAUAUUUUUAUGUCACUUAUUUUGAUUAUAGAAUUGGAGCUCAUAAAAAUACUUAAUCUCCCUGAGUUUUUGGAACCCAUGCAUGUGAAAGAGUAGUGUUGAUUUAUAAUAAUCAGAAAGAUAAAUGUUCUCUUUGUUGAGGUGAAUCAAUGUUUACUUGAAUAAAGUUGAAGUUACUGUGA
Oncorhynchus gorbuscha (pink salmon) is the source of this 1216-nucleotide messenger RNA. Its product is annotated as proprotein convertase subtilisin/kexin type 5-like. The annotation marks the transcript as partial. Lineage: Eukaryota; Metazoa; Chordata; Actinopteri; Salmoniformes; Salmonidae. The transcript has 2 exons. The record is from RefSeq and is a predicted model, not a curated record.